AUGCAAACCCUAGCUCUCCGAACAAUUUUAAGGAAGAGAAAGCGGCGAGGAGGAAGAAGAAGAAGAACAAGAGAGAAUGAAAAAACCCAAAUCAAAGCAACAUCAGAACUCAAUCUACUAAACCUUCCUGAAGAAAUCCUUAUCGAAAUACUCUCAAGAUUACCCCUCAAAUCACUCCUCCAAUUCAAUCUCGUUUCCAAGCAAUGGCGUUCUUUGAUUCAAUCAGGUUUUGUGAAAAGCGUUGUUCCAAAACACAAGGUUUUCGUUUGUGCAAUGUUUUCUUCUCUUUACUCCAUCGAUGAAGAUUGCUGCGUGAAAAGCGUUCCUAAACCAAACCAAAAAAACCCAUCUCAUGGUGAUGUUGAAAUCUCUGGUUCGUGUAAUGGGUUGUUGCUUAUUCUGAUUCACGAUGAUUUGUUCUUAUGGAAUCCGCUCACCAGGUGUUCGAAGAAAGUCCUGGGAUACGAGAACUUGCAUGAUGAUGGCUACCAUAUUGCUUCUGGGCUUUGCUUUGAUUCCUUAAGUAAUGACUACAAGGCUGUAAUGGCCCUUUCUCAUCAGACUCCUAGUUAUGGUGGUGAAUUUGCUGUGGUUGCCCAUGAAAUCGUUUACUUCAAUUUGCGAAUGAACAAAUUCAAGAAGUUACCAAUGCCACAACCUAAGAAUGGAGGAGAUAUUCUAUUUGGUUUGGGAGUUUUGGAAGGAUGCCUUUGUAUGGUUUGUUGCUGUGAUGAGCAUCGAAGCUAUCAUGUGGGUAUUGUUGAGGUAUUGACAAUGAAGGAAUAUGGUAAGCAAGAAUUUUGGAUUACUAUGUUCAUCUUAUCAAAUCUUCCUAGUUUAAAUCUUUAUAAUGAGCUAGUGCCAUUGUGUUAUGCAAAGAAUGGUGAAGUUCUAAUGAAAGUUGCCAUGGAUCAUAUACGAACUUACAAUCCUAUUGACAACUCUCAAAGAAAAGUUAGAAUUUCAAACAAAUGUAAGUAUUUGGAUGCAAUUAUAUAUGAGGAAAGUUUAGUUACACCUCCCGACAACAAUUGGGAGGAGGAAGAGUUGAGAGGAGAAGCAACACAUGUCGAAACAUGGCUUUCAGGCUCUUGGCAAAAAAUUAAAAAGGUAAGAGGUUAUUGGAAAUAUGGUAAGUCGAGCUUCGUAGAGGAAGAAUAUAGAGAGUCAGACUCGAAAGAGCUAUCCAUGUGA
Molecule: messenger RNA, 1194 nt
Organism: Camellia sinensis
Lineage: Eukaryota; Viridiplantae; Streptophyta; Magnoliopsida; Ericales; Theaceae
Source: RefSeq, a predicted model, not a curated record